Messenger RNA from Orycteropus afer afer, 2385 nucleotides. It is a transcript of the gene CDH5, whose product is annotated as cadherin 5. Gene Ontology annotation, biological process: regulation of establishment of cell polarity; cell-cell junction assembly; adherens junction organization. Gene Ontology annotation, molecular function: cadherin binding; calcium ion binding. The coding region runs from base 31 to 2385 and encodes 784 amino acids. Gene Ontology annotation, cellular component: plasma membrane; bicellular tight junction; catenin complex. The transcript has 11 exons. NCBI's taxonomy places the organism in Eukaryota, Metazoa, Chordata, Mammalia, Tubulidentata, Orycteropodidae. The record is from RefSeq and is a predicted model, not a curated record.
CCUCCUUCCCAGGUUUGUCCCUCUGGAAAGAUGCUGAGGCUCAGGAUGCUGGUUGCUGUGUUAAGCACCUGCCUGGGCCUGCUGGGCGCAGCUACCGCAGCCACAGGGCCUAACCCCGCCCAGCCAGACACCCCCAGCAUUCUGCCCUUCCACCGGCGCCAGAAGAGAGACUGGAUUUGGAACCAGAUGCACAUUGAUGAAGAGAAAACCACCCCGCUCCCCCAUUAUGUAGGCAAGAUCAAGUCAAGUGUGAACCGCAAGAAUGCCAAGUACCUGCUCAAAGGAGAGUCGGCCAGCAAGGUCUUCAAAGUCAAUCCGGAAACAGGGGACGUGUAUGCCUUUGAGAGGCUGGACCGGGAGAAGAUCUCUGAGUAUCACCUAGUUGCCCUCAUCGUGGACAAGGACACCGAUAAAAACCUGGAAUCUCCUUCUAGCUUCACCAUCAAAGUCCACGAUGUGAACGACAACUGGCCUGUGUUCACGCACCAACUGUUCAAUGCGUCAGUGCCUGAGAUGUCCACUGCAGGGACCUCGGUCAUCCGUGUGACAGCGGUGGAUGCAGAUGACCCCACAGUGGCAGACCAUGCCUCUGUCAUGUACCAAGUCUUGAAAGGAGAUGACAAAUUUGGCAUCGACGAUUCUGGACUCAUUUUCACGAAAACCGCAAACUUGGACCGAGAGACAAAGGCCAAAUAUGAGAUAGUGGUGGAGGCACGAGAUGCCCAGGGCCUCCGAGGGGACUCAGGUACGGCCACCGUGCUGGUCACUCUGCAAGAUGUCAACGACAACUUCCCCAUCUUCACCCAGGCCAAGUACACAUUUGCCGUGGCUGAAGACAUCCGCGUGGGCAGCCCCCUGGGCUCUCUGUUUGUUGAGGACCCAGAUGAGCCCCAGAACCGGAUGACCAAGUACAGCAUCGUGCAGGGCGAGUACAAGGACACCUUCACCAUCGAUACGGACCCCACCCGCAAUGAGGGCAUCAUCAAACCCAUGAAGCCCCUAGACUAUGAGCGCAUCCGACAAUACAGCUUCACCAUCGAGGCCACGGACCCCACCAUAAACCUCCGCUACCUGAGCAGCACCACCACCAGAAACAUCGCCCGUGUCAUCAUCAAUGUCACAGAUGUGGACGAGCCGCCCAUCUUCCAGCAGCCCUUCUACCACUUCCAGCUCCGGGAGAACCAGAAGAAACCUCUGAUCGGCUCGGUGCUGGCCACAGAUCCCGACGCAGCCCGGCACAGCAUUGGAUACUCCAUCCGCAAGACCAGUGACAAGGGACAGUUCUUCAGAAUAACCAAACAGGGGAACAUUUACAAUGAAAGAGAACUGGACAGAGAACUCUACCCCUGGUAUAACCUGACUGUGGAGGCCAAAGAACUGGAUUCUACUGGGACCCCCACAGGCAAGGAGUCCAUUGUGCAAGUCCACAUUGAAAUCUUGGAUGAGAACGACAAUGCCCCAGAGUUUGCCCAGCCCUAUGAACCCAAAGUGUGUGAGAGUGCUGCCCCGGGCCAGCUGGUCGUGCAGAUUUCAGCAAUAGACAAGGAUAUAACCCCACGAGACGUGAAGUUCAGAUUCUCCCUGAGCACUGAGGACAGCAACUUCACCCUUAUGGAUAAUCGCGACAACACCGCCAACAUCACAGUCAAGUACGGGCAGUUUGACCGGGAGCGUGUCAAGGUUCACUACCUGCCGGUGCUCAUCUCAGACAACGGAAGGCCCAGCCUCACAGGCACCAGCACGCUGGCCGUGGCGGUGUGCAAGUGCAAUGAGCGCGGGGAGUUCACCUUCUGUGAGGAGGUGGCACCCCAGGUGGGCGUCAGCAUCCAGGCACUGGUCGCCAUCUUCCUUUGCAUCCUCACCAUCACUGUGAUUACCCUCCUCAUCUUCCUGCGCCGGCGGCUCCGGAAACAGGCUAGGGCCCACGGCAAGAGCGUGCCUGAGAUCCACGAGCAGCUGGUCACCUAUGACGAAGAAGGAGGGGGUGAGAUGGACACCACCAGCUACGACGUGUCGGUGCUCAACUCGGUGCGCCGGGGCGGGGCCCAGCCUCCGCGCACGCUCGACGCUCGGCCGCCGCUCUACGCCCAGGUGCAGAAGCCGCCACGGCGCGGGCCCGGCAUGCACAGCGCGCCCGGAGAGAUGGCGGCCAUGAUCGAGGUGAAGAAGGACGAGGCAGAUAACGAUGGCGGCGGCCCCCCCUACGACACGCUACACAUCUACGGCUACGAGGGUGCCGAGUCCAUCGCCGAGUCACUCAGCUCGCUGGGUACCGACUCAUCCGACUCCGAUGUUGACUACGACUUCCUCAACGACUGGGGGCCCCGGUUCAAGAUGUUGGCUGAGCUGUACGGCUCCGACCCCCGGGAGGAGCUGCUGUAUUAG